GUUUAUUGUGACAUGGUAUCAGCGGAUCAGGCCUGGACUCUCCUCGCUCGGUUUUCAAACAGUGACACUAAAAACUGGAUGGAUGACUCAGGAGGUUGGUGGUAUGACAGUACUCAAGCUGCAGGAGAAACCGCUGACCCGUCAUACAAAGCAGACAUGAUCUCGCCGGCGUUCUGGCUGGUCAGUGGCAGUGAGCUUAAGAUCACGCGCAAUGAUGACUCUAGUCACACUCCUCUAUUGCAAACAACGGGGAACUGCCUGAGCAGGAAGACAUUUCGCUCCAAAAUUACCGGCUAUGGUGACUUCAGAAACGGUUCAGUUUGGUCCAAAAAUGAGUGCCUAGGAAAAUGCAAUGUUCAAUAUGGCGGACACUACCAAGAAACUAUUGGUUUCGGACAGGCUUCAUGCAGCGAUAACCUGCAAGGUGCUGAUGAGGUCGGCUUCUGGUGUAGCUGGGGGUGGGGUGGUUCUGUGAUCAUGAUUGGAGGAGGCGGAGAUAGUUGUUCUGAUGCCGAUCACGGAAUUGCGAUAACGAAGGCGAAACUUGCCUCUUUUAAAAUAAAAGAGCAUGGCAGAAGAGAAGAUGAGUUUGGUGACAGUGCAUGGGGUGAUAAAACGAAAAGAUACUCAUUGAAUUUGUGGAUUCGUUAAUGUCUCCAAUGUUUUAUGAUUUGCCUUGCCUCUUAGACAAAUUUUAAAUUGAUUGUCUAAAAAUCUUAACCAUAAUAGUCCCGGCGACCAAUUGGAACAAAGGUUUAUAUUAUCAUUAGCCAAUGAGAACUCAAAGUGAUUGAAGCACGGGAAAAGGCAAAUGACAUGAAGUCGGUGUUGUAGUUUUGCAUUUGAUUGGUUAGGAAAAUGGGGCGAAUUUUCUGAGCCAAUCAUAGAGCAAAGUUAAGUUAAACCAAAACAAACCCGGGUUUCUUUGUACACUUAAUUGAAAAAUGGUUUAUGAAUGCAAGAAACGAGAUGAAACAUUGGGCUCAUACUUGAUAUAGAAGACACAGUUGAUGUAAAACAAUAGAGAACAAAGGCAAAAGAACCAGGGAUCACGGUCAUGGAACCGUGAUGAUGAUUGGUGAAGGGGGAACCAGCUGCACAUGUGCAGAUGACGGGAUUGAAAUAACUGAGGCUGAUCAAGCAGCCUUUGUUAAAACAACGGAGGCAAAUGAAACUGAAUACGACUUUAAAAAUGAGGCUAAGACUUCAUCUAAACCGAACGAUGCAUAUUCCUUGAAUCUGUAGAUUAGUUAAGCUUUGGAGUGAAUCUAUCACGGUAAAUCGUCCUUACAAAUUAGUUGCAGGCCUAUAUCGAAAAAAUUUAAACCCACGGGAAGUGCUCUUGAAGACUUGAUAGUUAUGGAAAAUAAAACUCAAAAUCGAAGCGUCUUUGAUUGAAUUUUAAGAACAUUUAGAGAUAUGUUUGAAGGCUUGGGUCAGUCUUAAGGGUUUAAAUGGGCGUUUUGC
Molecule: messenger RNA, 1467 nt
Organism: Pocillopora verrucosa
Lineage: Eukaryota; Metazoa; Cnidaria; Anthozoa; Scleractinia; Pocilloporidae
Source: RefSeq, a predicted model, not a curated record